GAGACGCCUGCUCGAGUUUGCAACGGGGAAAAGGGUUCAACUCCGCGCUCCAAGUGGGGGAAGUGUCACCCAAGUUCUCUCUCUUGUUCCUGUAAAGUUACUCUCGCCGGCCGGUUCAUUUCCUCCGGCUUGUGUUUUCCCGGGUUCUGCCCCUCUGUCGAUGUCAGUGUUUCCUGUGUUUGUCAGUGAGGCUGCGGCGACUGGGGCAGAGGAGAGAGAGAGAGAGAGAUAUUCAGCAUGGAGUGAUAGUAACGGGUGAAGAAGCUCUUCACCUCGGCCAGGUGCUGGCGGUGAGCGGACGAGGAGCAUUGCAACAACUUUUCAAUCCUCUUCGACAAAAGUGGCUCGAAGAUGGCUCGAGAUGUCCCAGCCAAGAGCCUGGAUAACAUUGAUCUCUCCUGCUUGCGGGAUCCUGCAGGAAUAUUUGAGUUGGUGGAAGUGGUUGGCAAUGGGACCUAUGGCCAAGUCUACAAGGGUCGUCAUGUGAAGACUGGACAACUAGCAGCCAUUAAGGUUAUGGACGUCACAGAGGGUGAAGAAGAGGAAAUUAAACUGGAGAUUAAUAUGCUGAAGAAAUAUUCUCAUCACAGGAAUAUUGCAACUUAUUACGGGGCUUUCAUCAGAACAAAUCCUUCAAACCAUGAAGAUCAACUGUGGCUGGUAAUGGAGUUCUGUGGAGCAGGUUCUGUCACUGACUUGGUCAAGAAAACCAAAGGCAACUGCUUGAAGGAAGAUUGGAUCGGGUACAUCUGUCGGGAAGUCCUGCGGGGAUUGUCCCAUCUACACUCUCACCAUGUCAUUCAUCGAGAUAUCAAAGGACAAAAUGUGCUGCUGACUGAGAAUGCAGAUGUAAAGCUUGUUGAUUUUGGAGUCAGCGCCCAACUGGACAGGACCAUGGAGAAGCGGAAUACUUUCAUUGGGACUCCUUACUGGAUGGCACCUGAAGUGAUAGCGUGUGACGAGAAUGCAGAUUCCACGUACGAUUACAGGAGUGACCUGUGGUCGUUGGGAAUCACGGCAAUUGAGAUGGCAGAAGGAGCUCCUCCUCUCUGUGAUAUGCAUCCCAUGAGGGCCCUCUUUCUCAUCCCACGAAACUCUCCCCCCAAACUGAAGUCUAGGAAAUGGUCAAAGAGGUUCAUGAACUUUGUAGAAACCUGCCUGGCAAAGAACUACUUGCAACGACCCUCCACUGAAACGCUGUUGAAGCAUUCAUUCAUCCGCGACCAGCAACAUGAGCGACAGGUUCGCAUAUUGCUGAAGGAUCACAUCGACAGGACCAGGAAGAAGAGGAGUGAGAAAGAUGAAACGGAAUAUGAAUACAGUGGAAGUGAGGAAGAUGAAGAUGGAUUGAAUGAAGAUGAAGGAGAGCCAAGCUCCAUUGUAAACCAGCCAGGGGAGUCCACCCUGCGCCGGGAGUUCCUGCGGCUCCAGCAGGAGAGUGCGAGCCGCCCAGCGCCCCAACAGCAGCAGCAGAUACACCAGCAGCAACUGCGGGAUCAGGAGCAGUACAAGAAGCAACUCCUGGCCGAGCGGCAGAAGCGUAUCGAGCAGCAGAAGGAGCAGAGGAGGUGGCUGGAAGAUCACCACAAGAUAGAGGAGAAGCAGCGAAAACAGCAGGAGGGUGCGAAGAAGCCCGAGCUUAAAGAAAGGCACAGGAAGGAAGAGAGGAGUCGGGGAGAGGAGGAACAGAGAUGGGCGGAGGAGGAAAGGUGGAAGAUAGUGGAAGGCAAAAGGAAAGCUGAGAAAAAACAGGUCGAUGGUCUUUCUGAAUCUCGGAUGAAUGAAACCUCUAAAGUAAUGGAUGUUCCUCAACGGCAGGGAGCAGACAGACUGAAGCAGAUGGAUGAUGGCCUUGCCCCAUCACGCACUAAGCUGGGCAAGUUGGUUCCUGGGGCUUCAGUACCUGCAGACGCCGACUCAACCAAUGGAGGCAGAACAAGUCACAUCAACUCUGCUCUAAAAAGGCCCACAGAUCUACAGGAUCUGAACCCAAAUGUGUUUAGAAGCCAACUAUUCAGCUCCGCUUCCAUUCCCGAUAUGGGCAUGAUUCCAACGUCGCCUGAACAGGAUGAUGUGUUUUGGGAAAAUGCUUCUCCACCUCCCAAGGUUCCUGAAAGAACUGUGUCCAAAUCCUACAGCAAAGAUCAAAUAAACAGUCACGCCAGCCGUAAAAGUACUUUCAGCUUUGAACUACAGCCCCUGUGGGAGAGGGUGGAGAGCCCACUAGCCAAGCACGUUACAGGCAAUUCCCCCAGCAACACUUCGCAAACAGGAGGUCAAAUUGGUUCCCGCACUGCAUCGGCUCCUCUUCUGACUUCAUCCACCCCAAGUCACAACCAACAGCACAGGAGAUGUGAAGAGAAAAGGAGUUUUCCCAUUUCUCAACAUCGCACGGAGAUGAUUACAUCAGGCAGAGGAAAGUCUGCCUCCACUCCCUUUUUCAAGGCCACAGAUUACUCCUCUUCAAGUGAUGAAAUUGGCAGUACGGAUGAAGAUGACGAACUAAGCCACAACAAAAUAGAACCUCUGCACGGCAGAUCCAGGCAACCUGUCAGUUUAAGCAUCAGUGGCAUGCAGUGCAUCAACGCAAAGGGUCAGGAUGGAAUCGAGCUGCAGCCACACAGCACCUUGAAUGAAGUCCAGAGCCUAGCAGGGCAGGAGGGUGGCAGAAGGCACGACUGUCCAGGCUUCCUCCAUCCGGUACAUCACCUCCCGGAUCUUCUCCAGCAAAGCCACCCCACCAACACCUCGGCUGACCACCAAGAACCCGGGCAGACCCUCCUCGACGAGAUCGCAGCUGACCAGGAUCAAUUGGUGGAAAGUCCACAACCUAAAGGUAGUUCUUCAUCUUCCUCGUCGUUCACAACAUUCAUUGACCCCAGACUCCUGCAGGUAUCUCCAUCCAGCCCUACAGGAACUCCAGCAGGUAGUAAAUCUGAGCCUCAUCAAAGCAACUGUGCAAGAAAAGGAUCAGUCGUAAAUGUCAAUCCCACAAAUAUACGGCCACAGAGCGACUCGCCAGAAAUCCGCAAAUACAAGAAGAAAUUUAAUGCCGAGAUACUUUGUGCGGCUUUAUGGGGAGUUAAUCUGCUGGUGGGCACUGAAAAUGGACUCUGGUUACUGGACAGAAGUGGACAGGGCAAAGUGUAUUCCCUCAUCACCCGAAGACGCUUCCAACAAAUGGAUGUGUUGGAGGGACUGAAUGUACUCAUCACCAUAUCAGGGAAAAAGAACAAGUUGAGAGUUUACUACUUGUCAUGGCUUCGAAACAAGAUCCUGCAUAAUGACACGGAAGUGGAGAAGAAGCAAGGAUGGGUGCCUGUUGGCGACAUGGAAGGUUGCGUCCACUACAAAGUUGUUAAAUAUGAAAGGAUAAAAUUCUUAGUGAUUGCACUGAAGAAUUCUGUUGAAGUGUACGCCUGGGCCCCAAAACCAUAUCACAAAUUUAUGGCAUUUAAGUCAUUCUCGUCUCUCCCGCAUAAACCGCUGGCAGUGGAUCUCACAGUUGAGGAAGGCCAGAGACUGAAGGCAAUCUAUGGUUCUACUUCAGGGUUCCACGCCAUUGACGUUGAUUCGGGAACAGUUUAUGACAUCUACCUUCCAACUCACAUUCAAGGCAGCAUUCAGCCACACGCAAUAAUCAUCCUUCCGAACACUAACGGGAUGGAGCUGCUGGUUUGCUACGAAGAUGAAGGGGUUUACAUCGAUACCUACGGACGGAUCAUAAAGGAGACAGUCAUGCAGUGGGGAGAGAUGCCGUCUUCGAUCGCCUACAUCCAGUCAAAUCAUGUCAUGGGUUGGGGAGAGAAAGCGAUUGAACUUCGCAAUGUGGAGAAUGGACGUCUCGAUGGAGUGUUUAUGCACAAGAGGGCACAGAAACUGAAGUUCCUUUGUGAGAGGAACGACAAGGUGUUCUUUGCCUCGGCUCCAUCUGGUGGAAGCAGCCAGAUUUAUUUUAUGACACUUGGCCAGAACUCACACUUGAACUGGUAGCCUCUAUGAGACCUGAAUGCACACCUUGUGUGUGUCGGAUUGCACUGAAGUGAUCAUUUCUAUGUACUCACACCACACUGGCUUUCAAGUAAUUAUUGCCGGCUACACCCAUUACAACCAAUGACACAACUUGGAAUAAGAGGCUGUCGACGAUGACGGAAACUAGCUUCUGUAAUUCUGCUGAUUUAUAUUUAUAGAUAGUAUCCAUGUAAUUGGUAAUGGUCAGGUGUGCUGUCGCAACCAAUAUAUUAUUGUGAUGUUAACCGAGAGAUAGCUCAGUGUAUCAGCUGUGAGUGGAUAUACAUGUGCACAAACCUUUUGCACAAUCUCGUCUUUGCAGUUUACGCCCCCAACAAGUGAUUCACCAGUUUACCCCAGUAUUUUGUAUAUUCAGUAUAAAUGGGAUUUGUGUUGUCUUGUCAGUGCCAAUGUUAAGAGAAUUAAUGUACUGUAUUUCAUGUGAAAAUAAUUCUUCGGCAGUGCACCUUUUCAAAAUGGCUUUCUGCCAUUUCCAAUAGUCAGAGAGAUGGAAACAGACCCUUCAGCCCAACUAGUCCAUGCCGACCAAGAUGACCCAUCUAAGACGGUUCCCGUUGGACACUAUCCCUCUAAACCUUUCCCACGCAAAAAAGACCAUUUCAAUUCAAUAUUAAUUCAAAGGAGUGAUAUUCUUUGCCUGAGUUUAGAAGAUUUUUUGAGAAGGAUGGUUAAUUGAUUAUUCAGAGUUGAUUGAUAAAUAGGUACACCUUGGAAACAAGCUAUUCGGCCCAGAGAGCUGAUUAUUGAUCACCUGUUCCUAGUAGUUCUCUAUUAUCCACUUCCUCAUCCACUCCCUACAAACUGGGGGCAAUUUGCAGAGACCAAUUAGCUUACAGCCUCUAAAAAAUUUAGCAGGAACAAAAUAAUUUUGAAGCGAUAUUCGAGUCUACUUUUACCAGAGCACUGGUUGGAUUAGGGGGUAUUAGCUACAAAGAGAGGUUGGACAAACGUGGAUUGUUUUCUCUGGAACACCGGAUAUAAGUACAUAAAAUUAUGAGAGGAAUA
Amblyraja radiata (thorny skate) is the source of this 5037-nucleotide messenger RNA. Its product is annotated as mitogen-activated protein kinase kinase kinase kinase 4. Gene Ontology annotation, molecular function: ATP binding; protein kinase activity. Gene Ontology annotation, biological process: protein phosphorylation. Gene Ontology annotation, cellular component: cytosol. The transcript is spliced from 31 exons. Bases 352 to 3993 code for a protein of 1213 amino acids. Lineage: Eukaryota; Metazoa; Chordata; Chondrichthyes; Rajiformes; Rajidae. The record is from RefSeq and is a predicted model, not a curated record.